Molecule: messenger RNA, 4450 nt
Organism: Dipodomys spectabilis (banner-tailed kangaroo rat)
Lineage: Eukaryota; Metazoa; Chordata; Mammalia; Rodentia; Heteromyidae
Gene: B4galt6
Product: beta-1,4-galactosyltransferase 6
Exons: 9
Coding region: 432-1580 (382 amino acids)
Biological process (GO): carbohydrate metabolic process; glycosphingolipid biosynthetic process
Molecular function (GO): UDP-galactose:glucosylceramide beta-1,4-galactosyltransferase activity
Source: RefSeq, a predicted model, not a curated record
CGGGCGGCCCCGCCUGCUGCGGUCGGACACCGGUCUCCGCAGGGCGCCGCGGCGCGCAGCCGGCGCCUCUCCGCUCCGCACCUGCAGCCCCUCCUUCCUCCCGCCGGUGCCGGGUGGGGGAGGACGGGCGCCCGCGGCCUCCUCGGCUUCCCCGUCCGGGUCUCUUGGCUUGCCUCUCCCCUACCCACGAGGCCAUCCACGCCUCUCUUUCCUUCUCCCCCUCCGUGACCUCUGGCCUCCCAUUCAUUCCUUCCUCGUCUUCCUCUUUUCUCCCUCCCCGCUCGGGCCCUCUCCCACACUCCACCCGCCGUGCGGCCCCUGCUGCGUUCUCGGGGUGUCUUUAGAGCAUCCGUGGAAGUUUAGGGCCUGGAUCGUGGCUCCGCGAGUCGCGCCCGAGAGCGCAGCCUGAGCUGCUGGCUGAAGAGAGGAAGAUGUCCGUGCUCAGGCGGAUGAUGCGGGUUUCCAAUCGUUUCCUCCUCGUCUUCAUCUUCAUCUUCUCGCUCUCCUCCUCUUGCCUCUACUUCAUCUAUGUGGCUCCGGGCAUCGCCAACACAUAUCUUUUUAUGGUACAAGCUCGAGGUAUAAUGUUGAGAGAAAAUGUAAAAACAAUAGGACAUAUGAUCAGGCUGUACACAAAUAAAAAUGCUACUCUCAACGGGACAGAUUAUCCAGAAGGCAAUAAUUCAAGUGACUAUCUUGUUCAAACCACAACGUAUCUCCCGGAAAACUUCACGUAUUCACCAUACCUUCCCUGUCCAGAAAAACUGCCUUACAUGCGGGGAUUCCUCAAUGUCAAUGUAAGUGAAGUCAGUUUUGAUGAAGUUCAUCAGCUCUUCUCCAAGGAUUUAGAUAUUGAGCCAGGAGGUCACUGGAGGCCUAAAGACUGUAAACCAAGAUGGAAGGUGGCCGUUCUCAUUCCUUUCCGCAAUCGUCAUGAACAUCUGCCAAUCUUUUUCUUGCAUCUGAUUCCAAUGCUUCAGAAACAGCGGUUGGAAUUUGCCUUUUAUGUCAUUGAGCAGACGGGCACACAACCUUUCAAUCGUGCAAUGCUCUUCAACGUGGGCUUCAAAGAGGCCAUGAAAGACAGUGUCUGGGACUGUGUGAUCUUCCAUGAUGUGGAUCAUCUCCCUGAAAAUGACCGAAACUAUUAUGGAUGUGGAGAGAUGCCACGUCACUUUGCAGCUAAGCUGGAUAAAUACAUGUAUAUUCUUCCUUAUAAAGAGUUUUUUGGUGGUGUAAGUGGACUGACUGUGGAACAGUUUAGAAAGAUCAAUGGAUUUCCUAACGCUUUCUGGGGAUGGGGAGGAGAAGAUGAUGACCUUUGGAACAGAGUUCAUUAUGCUGGAUAUAACGUCACCAGACCAGAGGGGGACUUAGGAAAGUACAAGUCCAUUCCUCAUCACCAUCGAGGGGAAGUACAGUUUUUAGGACGGUAUAAAUUACUAAGGUAUUCUAAAGAGCGUCAGUACAUCGAUGGGUUGAACAAUUUAUUAUAUACGCCAAGAAUACUGGUUGAUAGGUUGUAUACAAAUAUAUCUGUAAACCUCACACCAGAGUUAGCUCCAAUUGAGGACUAUUAAAAAAAAAAAGACGAAGAAGUAGCUCUCAUGGCACGAUGCACCACAAUGCUGGAUCAUGUACUUGGAGUGUACUCUCAGUGGAGGUCAGUGCCUGGACCAUGAGAAGAGCCAGCAGUCCUGGGGCUCACAGUGUUGGCACUGUGUAAAGUCCCCCUCUUCCACCUGCCCUGUCGUGGUACACUCCACGACACGGCGAACACUGCAGAACCGGAAGCCAGUGCUGAAGAUUGGAAGUUAAGAGAGCUCCUUAUACAAAAAGAAAUUUUUUAUACUCGGAUCUAUAAUUUAAGAGAAUGCUUUUAUUUCCAUUUAAACAUAUUUUGUACAUAUGUGAUAUAAAUCAAUGUGUUUAAAUAAUUGUUGAACAAUAAGCUGUGUUGCAGUUUUGCAUGUAAUUGGUUAUGCUUCCGUUGGUCUUUUAUAAUACAUUUUUUUAUUUGCAUGGGGAAAAUUACUGUAAAUUUAUGUCACUAAACAAAGUGUAACCCUUGUGUAAAAAUGAAGGAACUGUCAGUAAUUGACAGUGAAUACAGUAAACUGUUAUACUAGUUUUCAGCUUUAGACCUCCAGCCUUUCGCGUGGAAGAAGGCUUAGCUUUUUGAUGGCUUUAAAGGGAAAGAAGAAAAGACUCAAGCAGCUAAUUUUCCUGCCAGGAUUACCUAUUUUUUCCUUGCUUGCAAGCUUACCAGAUUUAGCUGAAUCACAACCAUGUUGUUUAUGCAUAUUGCAUGGUAUUACCAAGAAAAUCUUAAAUGUUGUGAUGUGACAUGAUAUAAAGGACCUCUUUAUGUUAAUGUCUGUUAUGACCUCUGGUGUGUUAGGGAUUCUGUGCCUCAAAAACGCUCCCACGCUUGUGUGUUUAUACAGUUUUUUUUUUAAAUUUCAUAGUGAACAGCACUUUUAUUAUUUCCAGGUCAGAAGAGCCAAAACAAAAUAUAUUCAUUUUUUAAAUUAGUUUUUUUUAAGAAGAAGCUAUAGAGAGCCUAAGUAGUACUUAUACAGAUGAAUUAUACUAUUGGAUAAGACGUUAAAUGUUCUAUUUUUAUGAAGAUAAAUGCCUCAUAGAUUAAAAACAAAUUUUAAUUAUCAGACUUGCACAGUUUCACCUUUAAAAAUGACCCUUAUAAUGUCAGCCAGUUUCAUACAAACUAUAUUUUUUUUCACUUACAGUAUAAUGUCAUAGAAUUAUCUUUCGUGUGUGUGUGCCUGUGUGUAUAUGUAUAUGUGCGUGUGCGUGUGCGCAUGGUGCUGGAGACUCACCCCAGGCCCUCUACAGUUACCUUACAAUACAUGAUCAAUUAUCUAGAUGCACUGAUAAUGGGAUACUUGUGGAAGCAGGUCUGACUACCUAAUAGCAAGUAGAUUUACCUUAAGAUUGAACAAAACUUUCCAUUAAAAAUUCAAAACAGUGUUCUUAACUUUGAAGAUGACCAGUUAUAAGGAUUUUAAAAAAAAAUCAUAAAAUAUUUUCACAAACUUAAAGUCUUAUAUAUUCUAUAAAAUAAAUCUUUGAAAAUAAUGGAGAAUGAUAAGAUGCCUCCAUCUGAGAAAUGUUUGAAUAAAAUUUGCCUCUGAGUUGUUCACCUAAAAUGGAAAUACGGCUAUGUAUCUCAGGUUGUAGAUUUAAUUUUCCAGGACCAUUUUCUAUACCAAUUUUAGUAACACAAAUGACCAUAAAUGAAAUCAUAAAAUAACUGAGAAUCAUAUACUUGAAGGAAAUAGUUUCUCUGUAAUAUACCUGACAGAAUUUUCCAUAUUUAUUUCUUAGAAAUAUUUCCAAAAUAUUUCUCUGCCAUUUUAUUUGUGGUACUCAAAAUAGUAAAAAGAAAAAUCAAGCCUUCCGAAAAGUACAAACAUUUGUACUUAACUAUGUUGUCCAUUCAUUUUGUGUCCCUAUAGCUAAUGUAGUUUUUUUUUUUUAAUUUGGUGAAAUGUAAGAAGAUAAAAUGACCGUGUUAACAUUGUUGUUUACAGUUAACAAGGUAGCAGGGCACAGGGACAUAAUUAACCUACCAAUGCUGAAGUGUGUAGUGGUGGGGAGAAUUAGUGUUGUUUCUGAGUCUUACUCAGGAAACAUGAUUUUUUUCUCAUUUUAAUGUAGGGCUGUCUACUUUCUGAUGUCUUUUCAUUUUGACAUACAUUCAUACUUUCAAGGGGAUUCAGAAUCUGCCUUAUUUUUGUGGUUUAGUCUGACAUUAAUUUUUUAGGAGUUGUAUGCAAAUAUUUUGCUUUUUACAGUUUUGAAUAUGGUGUGUCAUCCUAUAAAAACUACCUUAUAAUUUUUUUUAAGUGCAGAUCUAAAGUUAUUUUUGGCUAUGAACACUGACCUUUUUGUUUCCAUGAAGUGAUAGCUUACCUUCAUUAGGUGACAAUAAAUCUGUUCCCUAAAGAUGAAUGAGUGCAUUGCAAAAGUAAUCAGUCUUCUGUUUAGUGUUGGGUUGUUUUAUUAAUGAACCAUGUAUUAAUUAUCCACUCUGUAUUAGGUCCAAUGCUAGAUGUGACUAUUUAGAAGUAUGAUUUUAUUCUAAACAAGUCAAGCAAGUUAAAACCUUGAAAUUUUGAAGACAUUCUCUGAUUAUUUUAUUUUUUUCAGUCUCAAAGUCAUGAAACCUACAUUACAUAGAAAUAUUAGAAGAUCACUGUGGCACUCAGAAAAUUAUAUAGUGCCUUUCACUAGAGAAAGAGGUCAUGAUUUACAGCCCUGUUUGUAGAAAAGAAAGGGGAGGACACACAUUUGUUAAAAUUGUAUCUAAUUCACUGAUAAGAUAUCAUUAACUUCUUUGUUAAACUAGGAUUUGAUGAGCAAAAUUAAAAAAUUUGAUUCGAAGAAAUAAUCUUAUAAAUGUGUUAAAACGAACUUUACAACUUUG